This is a messenger RNA of Hibiscus syriacus, 1285 nucleotides long. Its product is annotated as phytoene synthase 2, chloroplastic-like. Gene Ontology annotation, biological process: carotenoid biosynthetic process. The transcript has 4 exons. Gene Ontology annotation, molecular function: geranylgeranyl diphosphate synthase activity. The record is from RefSeq and is a predicted model, not a curated record. Bases 123 to 1226 code for a protein of 367 amino acids. Lineage: Eukaryota; Viridiplantae; Streptophyta; Magnoliopsida; Malvales; Malvaceae.
AUCUUCAUCUUCAUCGCCAUUCGCUGCUUUCAUAUUCACUUAUCUUGAUCUUCAUUAACUGGUUCAAAAUCAAAGGAAAAGCAUAGUUUUUUGUUCUUUUUCAUAUUCACUUUUUGAACUCCAUGGCUGGUGUUAUUCUUUGGAUGGUGUGUCCCAAAGGGAAUGCCACUGCCUUGCUUAGCUUGAUACCCAGAGGUGGGAAGAAGCCAAAGAAGAGGUCUUUCAGAGGGGUUUCAGCUAUCUCGGGUGCAGUGGCUAACCCAGUCAGAUCUUCAGAACAGAGAGUUUAUGAUGUGGUUUUAAAACAGGCAGCUUUGGUUAAAGAACAAAGGGGGAAGAAAGCCCUUGAUUUGGAGAAAACAAGUGAAAAGACUGAUGGGUUUACUGAUUGGGAUCUGUUGAAUGAAGCUUAUGAUCGUUGUGGUGAAGUUUGUGCUGAGUAUGCCAAGACUUUCUAUUUGGUUUGGUGUAGGAGGACCGAUGAGCUUGUGGAUGGGCCUAAUGCCUCACACAUUACACCCAGGGCUCUUGAUCGAUGGGAGAAACGAUUAGACAAUCUUUUCGAAGGUCGACCGUACGAUAUGCUCGACGCCGCUUUAUCCGAUACCAUCUCAAAAUACCCUGUAGAUAUACAGCCCUUCAAGGACAUGAUAGAAGGAAUGAGAUUAGAUUUAAAAAAGUCCCGAUAUAUGAACUUCGAUGAGCUCUACCUUUACUGCUACUAUGUUGCUGGGACGGUCGGACUAAUGAGUGUUCCGGUAAUGGGAAUCGCACCCGAAUCAAAGGCAUCGGUAGAGAGUGUCUACAACGCUGCAUUGGCCCUCGGAAUUGCUAAUCAGCUUACAAAUAUACUCAGAGAUGUUGGUGAAGAUGCUAGGAGAGGAAGAGUAUAUCUACCGCAAGAAGAACUGGCACGUUUCGGGCUAUCGGACGACGACGUAUUCCGCGGACAAGUAACGGACAGGUGGAGGAACUUUAUGAAAGAUCAGAUAAAACGAGCAAGGAUGUUCUUCGACGAGGCAGAAAAGGGUGUUUCGGAGCUGAAUUCGGCAAGCAGAUGGCCGGUGUGGGCGUCGCUGCUGUUGUAUCGACAGAUAUUGGACGCCAUUGAGGAAAACGAUUACAACAAUUUCAACAAAAGAGCUUAUGUAGGGAAAGUAAAGAAGUUUGCAUCACUUCCGGUGGCAUAUGGAAGAGCACUUGUGGGCACUUCAAAAUUCAUUUGAAGUUUGUCGUUUUACCUUUGAUUCUCUUUUUCUUUUAUAUAAAUAUAAAUAAAUAUAUA